Impatiens glandulifera is the source of this 963-nucleotide messenger RNA. Its product is annotated as transcription factor MYB33-like. The record is from RefSeq and is a predicted model, not a curated record. The coding region runs from base 1 to 963 and encodes 320 amino acids. NCBI's taxonomy places the organism in Eukaryota, Viridiplantae, Streptophyta, Magnoliopsida, Ericales, Balsaminaceae. The transcript is spliced from 6 exons.
AUGGGCCUUCGCGUGCCGACAGUGUCGCUUCGCGUGCCAACCAUGUUGUUUUGUUUGUCAAACGCUGCUUCGGGUAAUGCGAUGGGUUCAUCUGGAAUUGUGUCUCUGAUCAGAUCUGUUAUUUUCCUCAUCCAGACUAGUUCAAGAACACAAUUCUACAAUUUACGUAUUAAGAUUACUGGACUCUCUCGAUGUGGAAAAUCAUGCAGGCUGCGAUGGUUGAAUCAUUUAAAGCCGAAUUUGAGUAAAUUUGCAAUCACUCCUGAAGAAGAAAGACGAAUUGUGGAACUACAUUAUCAUAUUGGAAACAAAUGGUCUCGAAUGGCUAGUGAGUUAACUGGUAGGACUAAUAACGAGAUAAAGAACUUCUCGAAUACGAGAUUGAAACGAUUGCAACGGUUAGGACAACCAAUUUAUCCUCCUAAAAUAUGUAAGGCAGUUCAGGAAAGUGAGCAAACGAAAAACAAAAGCCCUAUCAUGUCAGGAUAUGGAUCUCGUAGGUAUCCUUUUCAUUUGCCAGCUGGGAUAGUAUAUAUCGAUAUUCCUACGGUGAAAUUCGACGGUUUGAAAAACAAUAGUCACCCACCAGAUUAUCCUAAUUUUCCUAGUUUUUCAGUGCCACUUUUUCGAUCUUCUAAUCAAGUAUUACCCGUUUCACAACCUGCAAAAGUGUUCAAGGAAUCUGUUGCAGAUGAUCCCUCGGGUAUUCGUCUCUUUGAGUCACUUAAACGUGAAUCUGAAGGUAUGGAAAUCUGCAAUCCUCCGGGCCAGCAACAGAAACAACAGAAACUGAUGCCAUCAAAUUCUAUAUUUGACAAUUUUGUGUUGGAAGAAUGCAGACCCUUAGAUUUAACACGAUUAUCUUCAUUCCAAUCCACUCCUAAUGAAUGCAUGAUUGAAUGUUUUCUGGGGUUGGAUAACGUACUCAAUGGAUUCAUGUUGUCUGAUUUUGAACUUUUUUAA